Molecule: messenger RNA, 1998 nt
Organism: Pocillopora verrucosa
Lineage: Eukaryota; Metazoa; Cnidaria; Anthozoa; Scleractinia; Pocilloporidae
Source: RefSeq, a predicted model, not a curated record
CAAAGAAAACUCCUUUUAACCCACAAUCCACUGCUUGAUUUUUGCAGCUCAGUGACGUCAUAACCAGAUACUCAAAGUACUAUCGCAGCAGACGAGUUUUCCUUUUUGAUCACAGAAGAUUUUUGCGUUUUUAAGCACAAAAUGGGAGCUGUAUUAGGUGCUUUAGGAAGCUGUGCUGCUUUCUCGUCGUGUGCCUCUUGUGCCAGUUCGUUAGCUCCAGUGGCGGCGUGUUGUUGUGGCUCAUCAGCUUGUUUUUGUUGCUGUGUUCGAUGUCCGUCAUGCAAAAACUCCACAGCAUCCAGGAUUGUUUACACAAUAAUUCUCUUCCUGGGAACAGUCUUGUCUGCCGUCAUGCUUGCCCCUGGCAUUGUUGAAAAAUUGGAGAAAAUUCCACGUUUCUGUGAUCAUGUUCCAGAGUCAAACUGUAAUAGUCUGGUGGGAUAUUUGGCAGUGUAUCGAGUGUGUUUUGCAAUGGCAGCAUUCUUCCUCUUAAUGGCAGUCUUGAUGUUUAAAGUCAAGAAUAGCAGUGAUCCCAGGGCCAAAUUUCAAAAUGGGUUCUGGCUUAUCAAGAUUGUUCUUGUUAACGCACUAAUAGUUGCAGCAUUUUACAUUCCUAAAGGAAAAUUUGGAGUUGCAUGGAUGUAUAUUGGAAUGUUUGGUGGCUACCUGUUUAUUUUGCUACAGUUGAUCUUACUGAUUGAUUUUGCCCACAACUGGAGUGAAUCUUGGGUUGAGAAGUAUGAGACGACAGGAAAUAAAAGGUGGUACUGGGCUCUCGUAUUAGUCACCAGUGGGAUAUAUGUUCUGGCAAUUGGGGCUGUUGUUUGCUUUUUCUUGUUUUUCACAGAGCCUUCAGGGUGCAAGAACAACAAGUUCUUUAUCAGCUUAAACCUUGUGCUAUGUUUCCUGGUCUCUAUGGUUGCAAUUCAUCCCAAAGUUCAGGAAUGUCAACCCAGUUCUGGUCUGUUACAGGCAGCCGUUAUUACUUUGUACACUAUGUAUCUGACUUGGUCUGGCAUGUCCAAUGAACCUGAUGGCAUGUGUAACCCAAGUGGUUCACUUAUCUCCAGUGAUAAUCUGGCACCUGGGUUAGGCAAUGGGAGGACAGUCAUUGCUGCAGUGCUGAUGUUUGUUAUGGUUGUGUACUCUUGUUUAAAAACAACCAGCUCAAACCCUCUCACAGCCAGUAGCAGCAUGGAGGAGACACUUCUUCCAGAUUACUCUCAAGAUGCGGAGAGUGGACAUGCUACAAAUGAUGAAAACAGGGUGAAAAUCCAGCGUGUUUAUGAUGAUGAGAGCACAGCUGUGACUUAUAACUACAGUUUCUUUCACUUGACCUUCACCUUGGCCUCACUGUAUAUUAUGAUGACACUUACCAACUGGUACAGCCCAGAGGGUUCUGACUUUACCACCCUGACUAGUAACUGGGCCACUGUGUGGGUCAAAAUCAGCUCCAGCUGGGCAUGUCUUGCUCUUUAUCUCUGGACUUUGCUAGCCCCAGUCUUGCUCCCAGACAGGGACUUUGGACAUUAAACAACCCAUGCUUUGGAGCAGACAUCCACUGCAGCUUUGUAAAAUUACAGUUAAAUUUGGGUUUUCACUGAGAAAAUUGACACUAUUAAUACUUGUGAAGUAAUUUGAACAAUACAUGUGUUAUAUUCUCACUGUUUUGCUUCACAAUUUAUAUUAACCCUUUAACUCCCAAGAUCUCAUUUGUAAUUCUCCUUACUGUCUGCCAUACAGUUCUUGGGAUGUUAGUUUGAAGAGUUUGGUAUUGGAUCAAGUUUUAAUCCCCUAGUUGGUAUUUUUCUUUAUUCUCAGUACUUUUCUGCAAGAUAUUGUAUGAAUAUUGUAAAGAGAAAUUCUGUCUUAAUCACUCAUGAGAGCUAAAGGGUUAAGGGAGUUAUUAAAGCACACAAUAAGUAAACUUCAAAGUACAUAGAUUUGCUUUCUAAUCUGUUGUAGAUAAAUAAAUUAAAAAACUAUUGUUCAACAUCA